Messenger RNA from Fusarium verticillioides 7600, 1565 nucleotides. RefSeq lists its product as hypothetical. Gene Ontology annotation, molecular function: RNA polymerase II cis-regulatory region sequence-specific DNA binding; DNA-binding transcription factor activity, RNA polymerase II-specific. Gene Ontology annotation, biological process: regulation of transcription by RNA polymerase II; DNA-templated transcription. The transcript is spliced from 2 exons. Lineage: Eukaryota; Fungi; Ascomycota; Sordariomycetes; Hypocreales; Nectriaceae. The record is from RefSeq and is a predicted model, not a curated record. The coding region runs from base 515 to 1000 and encodes 161 amino acids.
CACAAUUGUCCUAUCACUGAAGAGCAAAAACGGCGAUUCCGAUAACCCAUCUCACACCGUUCGGGUCCACGGGCCCAUGGCCAUAAGCGCCCGCUGCAAGGAAUGCUUUAGCGCAAGUAUCCCCAGAAUCCAGCGCACUGUACGCCGACCUCAAGCAAUAUAAAACACCAUCCCUCGUCCUCACUCUACUUUUCUUUCUUCAUCAACACCAACGGACUCUCCCACCGUCCGCUCCUCCUUUUUCCCUCUUUAGCCUAAUCGGCCUCUCUGCACUCACAGGGGAGGCCAAGCCCCCUCGAACUUGAAUCAAUGGCGGUCGCAGCAGCAUCAGGAACAAAGUGCGCCCGACAACUCGUCAUGUCAUGGUAGUCUCAUCAGUGCCCCGGCGCCAGAUUCUGAUUUUGAUCUCUUGUGCGACGUUUCUCCUUUCUUGGAUCUUCCCCUUCUUGACUUCGACUUUAGCUCCCAAGGUGUAUACCAGGGAGAUGAUGCGUCGUGGAAUUUUGGUCAGAACAUGGGAGAGGGAUUGUUUGAUCAGAUUAUGAUUCCUGACAUGAACACUCUGGAUACGAAUACUCAACUCGAUGUGGGAGAUGGCUUCCUCGUGCAGGAGCAGCCUCUCAUCACUGUCAACUCUUCACCACUCGAGCAACCUUCAACAUCAAGCACUCCCCACCCUCCUGCUACUACCACCAACAAAUCUCCCUCUUCAUCUAUCCCGGGAACAUCCACUUUCUCCCUCCACCCAUCUCCUUCCUCUUCAUCAGGCUCUUCUCGGAAGCGCAAAUCGUCACCGGAAGAUGAAGAGUCAGCUGUCACUCUCAAACGCCAACGCAACACCCUCGCAGCUCGCAAGUACCGCCAAAAGCGACUCGAUCGCAUCUCGGAGCUCGAGGAGGCACUGGCUGCUAUGACAAAUGAGAGAGACGAUAUGAGGCUUCAACUUGCUAGGAGAGAAGCCGAAGUGGAUGCCUUAAGAGAAAUGAUGGGAAAGAAGUGAGAAGCAAUACCGGAAACAGAGUGAGAGGAGCAGGAAAGGAAAUAUAACACAAGAUUUCAGCAUCAUUGUUUGGAUUCGGGGCUUUGGAAAGACUUCUAGAUAUGUUACUUGUUAGCGAGGCGCAUUUCGAAUUAUAAUGUUUUUUUUUGUUCAAUCAUCGAAUCAUAUUCCUGUGACGUGGUGUAUGUCAUCAGACGAUGAUGCUCUUUAGUAGCUGAGGUCGCGAUCGCACUCAUCUUGAUCAUUUUGUCUCAACACUUGAAUCAAUUGCUUCGCUAUGUCAGGCCACCUCAAGCAAUUUAUACAUGUUAUUCGACGUCGCAAACCUCCGUAACGUCCGAACGAUGCUGGCGUAGGUACAAAAAUCAGACUAUACAAGUUGGCAAGUUGCGAUAGAAGGACAGUGCAUAACGAGUACAACAGCACUGUAAGGACCCCAGACGAACGUGCGGGAAGUGGGGCAAAUGCGAGGUCCUUUGUACGAUAAAGAAUGAGCCAAAAUGAGUCAUUUCGAAGAAUUCCCUUUUAGGAAAGAGAGGAUUGUUAUCGUUGAUCUGAUCUGAUU